Molecule: messenger RNA, 1468 nt
Organism: Leopardus geoffroyi (Geoffroy's cat)
Lineage: Eukaryota; Metazoa; Chordata; Mammalia; Carnivora; Felidae
Gene: EIF4A1
Product: eukaryotic translation initiation factor 4A1
Exons: 11
Coding region: 78-1298 (406 amino acids)
Biological process (GO): cytoplasmic translational initiation
Cellular component (GO): cytoplasmic stress granule
Molecular function (GO): translation initiation factor activity; RNA helicase activity; ATP binding
Source: RefSeq, a predicted model, not a curated record
AAUGCGAUGGCUGGGGCGGGGUCGGGCGCUCUAUAAGUUGUCGAUAGGCGGGCACUCCGCCCUAGUUUCUAAGGAUCAUGUCUGCGAGUCAGGAUUCCCGAUCCAGAGACAAUGGCCCCGAUGGGAUGGAGCCCGAAGGCGUCAUCGAGAGUAACUGGAACGAGAUCGUUGACAGCUUUGACGACAUGAACCUCUCUGAGUCCCUUCUCCGGGGCAUCUAUGCCUAUGGUUUCGAGAAGCCUUCUGCCAUCCAGCAGCGAGCCAUUCUUCCUUGUAUCAAGGGUUAUGAUGUGAUCGCUCAAGCCCAGUCUGGGACUGGGAAAACAGCCACUUUUGCCAUAUCGAUUCUGCAACAGAUUGAAUUGGAUCUAAAGGCCACACAGGCCUUGGUCCUGGCGCCCACUAGAGAGCUGGCUCAGCAGAUACAGAAGGUGGUCAUGGCGUUGGGAGAUUACAUGGGUGCCUCCUGCCAUGCCUGCAUCGGAGGGACCAAUGUACGUGCCGAGGUGCAGAAGCUUCAGAUGGAAGCACCCCAUAUCAUUGUGGGGACCCCGGGACGUGUGUUCGACAUGCUUAACCGGAGAUACCUAUCUCCCAAAUACAUCAAGAUGUUUGUGCUGGAUGAAGCUGACGAAAUGUUAAGCCGCGGGUUCAAGGACCAGAUCUAUGACAUAUUCCAGAAGCUCAACAGUAACACCCAGGUGGUCUUGCUGUCUGCUACGAUGCCUUCCGAUGUGCUCGAGGUGACCAAGAAGUUCAUGAGGGACCCCAUUCGAAUUCUGGUCAAGAAGGAGGAGUUGACCCUGGAGGGUAUUCGCCAGUUCUACAUCAAUGUGGAACGAGAGGAGUGGAAGCUGGACACACUGUGCGACUUGUACGAGACCCUGACCAUCACGCAGGCAGUCAUCUUCAUCAACACCCGAAGGAAGGUCGACUGGCUCACCGAGAAGAUGCACGCCCGAGACUUCACCGUGUCCGCGAUGCACGGAGACAUGGACCAAAAGGAGCGAGACGUUAUCAUGAGGGAGUUCCGCUCUGGCUCUAGCAGAGUAUUGAUCACCACUGACCUGCUGGCCAGAGGCAUUGACGUCCAGCAGGUUUCCUUAGUCAUCAACUACGACCUUCCCACCAACAGGGAAAACUACAUCCACAGAAUCGGUCGCGGUGGACGAUUUGGCCGUAAGGGUGUGGCUAUCAACAUGGUGACAGAAGAAGACAAGAGGACGCUUCGAGACAUCGAGACCUUCUACAACACCUCCAUUGAGGAGAUGCCCCUCAAUGUUGCUGACCUCAUCUGAGGGGCUGUCCUGCGCCCUGGCCCUACCCAGGCUUCAGUCCUUGGGGGGCUGAAGAGGAGCAGGAGGGGGGAGGGAAGGGAGCCAAGGGAUGGACAUCUUGUCAUUUUUUUUCUUUUUUUUUUUUUCUUUGAAUAAAUGUCACUUUUUGAGGCAAAAGGAGGAACCGUGAA